GUUGCUUAUACCUAGGUACAUAGUAUUUAUCCGGUCAUCACACAUGAUCCACGACUACGUCUAAAGGAUUCGAAGGCAUGUCGCAUUUCACGAUCCGCUGGUGGGUUUCGUGUGAUUCGCCGACGUGUGAGCUGGGGUAAUCCUCGAACGUGGGGCUGAGUCAUGGUGGCAAAGCAGACUGUGAGGCUGCUGCCUUGGGAGACUUGGCAAGAACACAUUCCCUCAGCUUGGACAAUACCACUCACAAUUUGGGUCCGGUCAAUGUCGCACUCAUUUUCCCUCAUUUUCUGGCCUGGUGAACGACCAUGAUUGACCUCGAAGAAGUCGGCAACGAUGCGCCCGGCACCAACAAGCGGAUAGCACCUGCAUUUGAAGGUUACAAUUUCGAUGCAAGGUGGUGGACCGGGCCUAUCGACAAGAUAGAAAAACGCCUUGCACAAGUUCCAGACGAUACCGACGGUCUAGCGGUUCUCGUGACAACAGGAGCUUUCUGUCCAAUCCACAAAGGACAUGUACAAUUACUUGAAACAGCCAAACGAGAAUUGGAGUCGCGAGGCAUUACCGUAUUAGGCGGUUACAUCUGUCCAGACCACGACCAAUACGUUUCAUCAAAAAUUAUAUCAGGGUCGCUUUCUGCCGCCCAAAGAUUGGAGCUAUGCGAACUUGCCGUAGAAGAGAGCGAAUGGCUGAUGGUCGACCGAUGGGCAGCGAUUUACGCUUCGGGGUCCGUCGGGUUCACGACGAUUGUUGACCAUGUCGACAAAAUGAUCAAGCAGCAUGUCAGGACGACCAAGCCAAUCCAUAUAGUCUACACUUUCGGUGGGGAUAAUGCGAUGUUUGCUUGCUCAUUUGUAGCUAGGUGGUCAUGUAUUUGUGUGCUUCGGCCGGGCAGUCUAGCCUAUUUCAACGACACGAGUGCAUACAAUUCGCUUCGCAAGAACCCGAGGAUAAUAUUCAGUCGUAACACCACAGCUCCGCUGGAUUCGACAACUAUACGCAGAGGUGACUUGUCUGGUCUUUUGCCGAAGGUUAGGGACCGAUACCUAUACAUGCAACGAGCUGAACGCGAUACCGCCCUCAGGGGAGCAUCGAGUCUCUCCAACUCUAUUGAUACGUUGUAUGUCAGGAAUGAAGGAGUUUGGACGCUUAGUUCAUUGCUUCAAAAGUCUAAAUGUAGCCUUGAACAUCUACUCAAAGCAUAUGGGGCUUUCUGCGAAGAGCUGCGGCAAGUCUUCGAACUCGCUUCCGACCCUGGCGCUACGAUCCAAUCGAUAGACUUGAAAGAUCAACAAAGUAUACUGGAUAAGAAAGUCUCUAAGCAUGAAAAGAUCAUAAGUCUCGAUCCGUGCCUCUCUGGACUUCACGACAUGAGCUUGUGGCAUGUUUCUAAACCGUUGACGAAGGCAUCGACGGCGAUUGUCGCACCUCUAGAACAGACAUCGGCCGUAAAACACGUCCGUCAAGCUGAAGCUGGGGCGUACGUUGUACUAGCUGAGCAUUUUCCGGUAGACCCAGCUACGGAACGGCUGAUCACAGAACAGCUGCCCACCGGCUGCAGCGUUGUCAAAUAUAUGUCCCAUAUGGACCUGAUUACUUCUGGCAGCUGCUACAUGGCGAGUUUCAAAAGAAGGAAAAACGAGGCUACUAUCAAUGCUCGCGACUACCUUGCAGGAUCUCACGAGGGGGGAAUAGUGCUUCAGCUGGGUGACGAGCAACUAGUCCGAGCACCGAGCAUUAUACCUUAUGUCCGUCCUUCACAUCAGACUCAUGUCGAUGCAAUGGUGGAAAUGUGGUUCUCAAGGCAGGUAUGGGAUUUGAAUCUUCGAUUUUUCGAAGCUAUCGGAGGCGGCCUGACGGUGAAGGAUAUGGCAGUCGGUUUCCAAGCAUUAUGUGAAGCUCAAGGGUUUCCAGCGGAUAUGCCUGUAACCGAGUUGUGCGAUUGGCAUAUUAAAGCCUUCGAAGACAUGGACUAUGUCGGGAUCGAAGACGAUUGAGGAAGCCUGCUACUCGAGAACUCGUGAGCUGUGGGGAAGAUCAUGUAUGGCUAACUACGAAGGCGCG
This is a messenger RNA of Paraphaeosphaeria sporulosa, 2061 nucleotides long. RefSeq lists its product as uncharacterized. Gene Ontology annotation, molecular function: nicotinate-nucleotide adenylyltransferase activity; nicotinamide-nucleotide adenylyltransferase activity. The transcript is spliced from 2 exons. Bases 306 to 1994 code for a protein of 562 amino acids. Lineage: Eukaryota; Fungi; Ascomycota; Dothideomycetes; Pleosporales; Didymosphaeriaceae. Gene Ontology annotation, biological process: NAD+ biosynthetic process. The record is from RefSeq and is a predicted model, not a curated record.